Messenger RNA from Umbelopsis ramanniana AG, 1350 nucleotides. RefSeq lists its product as uncharacterized. Bases 217 to 1104 code for a protein of 295 amino acids. The transcript has 7 exons. The record is from RefSeq and is a predicted model, not a curated record. Lineage: Eukaryota; Fungi; Mucoromycota; Umbelopsidomycetes; Umbelopsidales; Umbelopsidaceae.
GAAAAAAUAUUAACCUUGAUAGCUAGAGUUUUCUCCUUGUGGAUAAGACAUGAGGAUUACUUAUUCGGCCCGGAAUUCGCGGAAAGGCUCGUAUUUAUUUGAACCUAGCAUGAGGCAGUCACAAAGUAACAUGUCAGGGCUGCGGGUCUCGAAUGUGUUGGCAUCAAAGGCUUGGCUCCUACUAGCUGGUCUUUCUUGUUCUCGUCUUCUUCUGAUAUGCAAAGUCGUAAACUGGUUGUCAACUGUGUUGCAGCGCGUGGUCUUGCAGAGACAGGGGUCUUUGAUAGGAUGGAUCCGUUCGUAGGGUGUUAUAUCGUGCCAUCGGAUAAGCAUCGCACUCAGAAUCACAAGGAUGGCGGUUCUGAACCACAUUGGAAUGAAACACUUUAUCUAGAUGUUCCAGCUGGCGAAAAUAGGCUGUAUGUUGAAGUCUUUGAUGAAGAUCCUCGAUCAGCUGGUAUCAUCGGCGGUGUGGCCAUCGAGCUGUCAGAAAUCACCAAUAGCGGUCGACUGGAUAAAUGGUUUGCCAUCAGAAGAUCCAAUGGCAAUCAGUCUGGAGAAAUACACUUGGUGUUGAAUGUAGAGGGUUCGCCAGGACAUGCCGGUUACGCUCCUCCCCCUCCGUCUUUUGAAAAUCAACAAUAUCAAGCAGCGCCUCCACAAUAUAAUGGUCCUGCCUUAGGGUACCCUCAAGAGAAAAGCCCUUCCUAUGGUCUUCCCCCCUCUUACGAUGGUCCAUCUACAGGCUACCCUGGCGAAAAGCAAUACAAUGAUUUGGGACCUCAGGUUCCCAUGCCCCUAAACUAUGGAUCUGGUAACCCGCCGCCGUUCAGCCCACCGCCUCCUCAGCAAUACAACACCCCUAUGUUCCCGCCCCAAUCAUCAAACUCUCCCUAUAGCUAUGGUGAGCAAACUCCAAGUCAAGGAUCGUCCGGUGGUUACAAUAGCCCAUAUACCCCUGGAAUGACUUCAUCAAGUCCGUAUACCAAUACAACAGAAGCCUAUCAAUCUGCAGAAACGAAAGCAUCGGCUGGUAAGCAGCCUGGCAAACCCACGCCUGAUUGGAUGAAAAUGGGUGGAGCUCAUUAUUUUAGGAAAAAUUGACUUUAGCGCAGACGUUUAAAAUAAUGUUCAUGAUAUAACUACUGAGUGUACCCCAAUUCGAGAUAAACAACAUUGCAUCCGAAAGUUGAUGGUAUUGCGUUUUCAAUCUUGUUCGUUUCGCCAGACGGAAGAUAGGAUAAUUGUAAGUUUGAUGGACAAGAACAUUUGUACCCCAUGACUUUCUGAUGGUUUGGCAGUGCAAGGAAAAAAAGAAAAAUAAUAAAUCAGUUAUAUGACCAUGAUCUA